CAGGCAGGGCUGCAGCCCGACACUUCUCAGAAGUGAGCACUGACGCAGCCCGCCGCUACGUGCAGCGAUCGCCCACGGAAACCAGCACGACUGCGCUUCUUUCCUCAGGCUCUCUGUGCGAAGUGAAACUUAUCCCCUCGGUGGUCUUUGCCUGUAAUCGGAUUUCAAUGAUGUGGACGCGCGCGGAUUUACAAACGAUUACACGAAUGUGUCUUCUCCCCAAAGAGGCGGCACUUGCGUAAUUGUGGCCACAAAUGUGGGAAUUUGCCUUUGGACAUCAUUGCCAGUUCUCUAUUCUCAGUGUAUAAAUUCUCAUGUGAAAUCUCAACUCACUUAAGGGUACAUCUCCUGCAACGGUAUUGGUAGAGAAGGGUCUCUUCUAGAAGGUGAGGUAGAAAGCUCAUCUAAGUGGCACCUAGUUCACUAACCACGGCUGGCGGAAAUGCGGGUUAAAUGGAAUGGUUAUUCUGAAGAGACAGACGUAAGAUUCCGACUCGGGUUAUUAAUUCUGAUUUCAGAACAAACCGCAGUGAGGGAUGGGGUCUGAGGCAGCUUCUUCGAAUGCCGGGAAGCCGAGCAUGACUGAGACUCCCCUGAUUCUGAAGCGCCCUCAAGGAAUUAGACCUCCUUUAUCAGAGCGCAGAACUGAUCUCCUCCAGAUAGCAAGAUGAAUCACGGACCCAGUCACACCUACCCUCCGGUCUUUCUGGUGGACCGAGGUGGGCCCCAGCCACCCGUGAUGGACCCUCGCCUGGUACCCUGCUGGUCUUUCCCUCCCGCAGCGGUGAAGAGGAAGAAGAGAGGCUGCUGUGAAGGAGCCUGUGCAGUCACAGUGCUGGUGCUCAUCCUUUUCGUCAUACUGGGAGCGCUGGGGCUAGGAGCCUUCCGGAUGCACAGGCUGCAGGCUGAACUGGUGCAACUGAGACAGGAUAUGAUUGCUCAGUGUGAGGGCCCCACGCUGCAGAAGCAAAUUGGUCUUCAAGAGACGAGCGUGGAAAAGAAAGAGACCAGACUGGCAGCACAUCUCACAGGUCGGAUCGAGAAGGAAAAGACCUCCAGGACUCUGAGCUGGGAGCCGAAGCACGGCCGGGCCUUCACCAGCGGGGUGGACUACCGGGACGGGGGGAUCCAGAUCAACGAGACGGGCCUGUACUUUGUGUACUCGCGGGUGGAGUUCAUGGGCAAGCACUGCCGCGCAAAAGACUCGCUCUCCCACACCGUGUUCAAGAGGAGAGAGGCAGCCAAGCCGCUGGUCCUCCUGGAAGGACACCGCGAGGGCUACUGCCUCCCCGCGCGAGAAGAAGGCCUGUGGUCCUCCAGCAGCUACUUGGGUGCCGUGUUCCAGCUGACCCGCCUGGAUCGGGUUUUUGUCAACGUGUCCCAUCCCGCCCUGCUCAGCCACAGCCAUAAUGCUAAUUACUUUGGUCUCUCCAAAUUGUGAAGAACUGGCACUCACCAUGACCCCCAUUGCAUGAGCUCCACUCAGAACAAUUCAGUCAGUGAAAAGGAUUUGAACAAACAACAGUUAUGAACCAUUUGCUUAGAGCAACGAUACAGUAUUUUCUCCAUAUUGAUUUAUUGAAUGUACAUGUCCUGAGAGUAAUUUUAACUGAAUGUACAGUUUUGGUUUCAUUUAUAGGACUCUUUUCUGUUACUUAAAUAUUUGGACGUUAACACUAAUGUGCUGCAGAGAUUCACGAAGUACAGCCCACAUAUUUAUUAUUUGAAUUAUUUAAUCCUGGUGAAGCCAGCUUUAAGAUUUGAUUGUACAGUUUGUUCUUCUGGACAUAAAAAUAAGUAAAUAUCCAUGUAUGUUUUCAUAACAAAGGAUGUCAUUGUUCUAGUUUACACCAUUUUCUUUAAAUAAAAAAUAAAACUAAAA
This is a messenger RNA of Anguilla rostrata (American eel), 1882 nucleotides long. RefSeq names its product Fas ligand (TNF superfamily, member 6) (gene faslg). Gene Ontology annotation, biological process: immune response; positive regulation of canonical NF-kappaB signal transduction; extrinsic apoptotic signaling pathway via death domain receptors. Bases 668 to 1441 code for a protein of 257 amino acids. The record is from RefSeq and is a predicted model, not a curated record. Lineage: Eukaryota; Metazoa; Chordata; Actinopteri; Anguilliformes; Anguillidae. Gene Ontology annotation, cellular component: membrane. Gene Ontology annotation, molecular function: tumor necrosis factor receptor binding. The transcript is spliced from 5 exons.